Messenger RNA from Fusarium subglutinans, 855 nucleotides. Its product is annotated as microsomal epoxide hydrolase. The transcript has 2 exons. The record is from RefSeq and is a predicted model, not a curated record. The coding region runs from base 1 to 855 and encodes 284 amino acids. NCBI's taxonomy places the organism in Eukaryota, Fungi, Ascomycota, Sordariomycetes, Hypocreales, Nectriaceae.
AUGUCAGAGUCUAAGCCUAAAGUUCUGUUGUUUGACAUCGGGGGUGUUUGUGUCGUUUCCCCUUUCCAAGCAAUCCUCGAUUAUGAGUUAAGCCUUGGGAUCCCUCCAGGGUGGGUCAACUAUUCAAUAUCCAGCACUGCGCCCAAUGGCUUCUGGCAUCGUUUGGAAAAAGGAGAAAUCGAAAUGAAUGAAGAGUUCUUCAAGGGCUUCAGCCGAGACCUCCAUGAUCCCAUCAGAUGGGAGGCCUUCUACAGGCGGGAGCAAAACAAAAAUCCCAGUCUCCCAAAGGAAACCCCUCCUGUUCCCUCGAUCGAUGGAGAAUGGCUUUUCAACGAGAUGAUGACCGUGUCUAAUAACCCCGACCCAUGGAUGUUCCCAGCAUUGAGAAAGCUGAAGGAGGACGGGCGAUUCAUUCUCGCCGCUCUGAGUAAUACGGUCAUCUUUCCGCCUGGACACAAACUCCAGGUGGACCAUUUCUUUGACGAGCCUGUGCGGCAGAUAUUUGAUAUCUUCAUUUCUUCCGCUCAUGUUGGAAUGCGAAAGCCAGAUCCGGCCAUUUAUAAGCUGGCUCUCGACCGAGUGAACGAAUUCGCGAAAGCCAAUGCUUAUUCACCUCGGGGGAAAAGCUUGAACUGGAAGGUCGGUAUCAAGGCAGAGGAUGUGAUUUUUCUCGAUGAUAUCGGGGAGAAUUUGAAGGAAGCACGCAAACAAGGACUGCAAACAGUAAAAGUGAACCUUGGUCGAGCAUUCGAGGCCGUUGAUGAGCUGGAGAGAGUGACUGGGCUGAAGCUCGCUGGUGAUCAUCCAAGGAUAUCCAUUGAACGAAAGGUUCAGAAAGUCAAGGCAAAAAUGUGA